This is a messenger RNA of Boeremia exigua, 351 nucleotides long. RefSeq lists its product as uncharacterized. Bases 1 to 351 code for a protein of 116 amino acids. Lineage: Eukaryota; Fungi; Ascomycota; Dothideomycetes; Pleosporales; Didymellaceae. The transcript has a single exon. The record is from RefSeq and is a predicted model, not a curated record.
AUGCUCUGGCGCGCUGAGUGCGACGACUCCGCACCAAACCUGGCCGGCCUCACGCUGCUCUAUGUAGCGAUGGCGAAUAACGGCAACGGCGGUCAGGUCGCCGCGAGGUACAUAGCGGGGGCUGGCAGAAUGGCCAAGCGAAUGCGACUUUUUGGCAUCGCCGAUAGAGUCACUGCUUUGGAGUCGCGCCUGCAGAGAGAAGAAGCACAGUACGCGUUCAGACAGGCGACGUGGGGCCCGUUCAACGCCUACAAAGGGUCGUCGCUUUUCGAGCGGUUCUCCACGAACGUGCUGUAUGGGAUGAAGGUGCAGAGGGCGGCCGGGAAAAUCCAGAUACAAGUUCCUUUGUAA